Molecule: messenger RNA, 6908 nt
Organism: Xiphophorus maculatus (southern platyfish)
Lineage: Eukaryota; Metazoa; Chordata; Actinopteri; Cyprinodontiformes; Poeciliidae
Product: bromo adjacent homology domain-containing 1 protein-like
Exons: 7
Coding region: 225-2855 (876 amino acids)
Molecular function (GO): chromatin binding
Source: RefSeq, a predicted model, not a curated record
AGAAGGAGGAGGAGGAAAGGGAAGGAGUUAACGCAGCUCGGUGUAUCGCGUCGCUGUCUGGAUGUUUGAAGUUGCUCCGACCGCCAGGAGCGGAGCGGAGAGGAGCGGAGCGCGGAGCCCAUUUUUCCGCUUCGUGCAGCAGGAGCGACACACGGGGCUGCCGCUGCCGAGCUCCGCCAGGACCGCGACCGCACCAGCCGCCGUGUGCUUUGGAGAAACAUGUGAUGACCCACGCAAGGCAGACCGCUUCCCUCAGGCAGAACCAAACUAAUUCUGACUGGUGGGACACCAGCCAUACCUGGCCUCAUGGUGGCACUAUGGGCGGCGACUGGCCUGAGCGUACCUUACGUUUCGGCAGGACAAAGAAGAUAAGUGGGGUCACAAGACAAAGGAAAGACCAAGAGCCCAAGAGGAUGAACGAGAAGAAAGAAGGAAGAAGAAAGUCAGACGAGAGCAGACAGCUUGACCAAAGGCGAGACAAGAAACGGGUCCGAAAGUUGUACCCGCUGCGUGGUCGGGGUGGGAAUCCAGAGGAGCUCAGCUGCCAUGUUCUUCUUACCCGAUUGGAGGAAGGCUCACGGGAAAAGGGCAGGUCUAAAGGCAAAGGAGGAAAAGACGGGUCCAAAACCAAACCACAAAUGGACAAAACCAGAGACAGGAUGAAGGCAAAGUCACUACCAAAAACCAAACUAAAAUCAAAACACAAAGGUCUGGCUGACUAUCCUGAGCUGAGAGACUUGCAGCCACGCAAGCGCAGACUGGCGUCUCUCAAUGCUGAGGCAGUGAAUAGUUUACUGCUUGAAAGACCCACCGACGCCCAACCAGUGGCCAAACAGGCCAGGAGGCAGGAGGAUCCUCUGGACGGAGCGGUUUCUUUGGAUACAGCCAGAAGUUUUUUGCCUGGAAGUCUGAAAGCCUCACGAGGCAACAUUAGUAAAGUCUCUCCACCCAACAAGGUUGAACUGUGCCAAAGUCCUAAGCCGAGCAAGAAGGCUAAAACCAGCCGGGGCGAUGAAAGAGUCUGGAUGAGUCAGGAGUGUUUAGACGCACCUGCACCAAGACGACUAGCUGGACUCAAUGCUGCAGCCCUGCUGAAGUUAACAAGCUCCUCAGCAACCAGUAAGCAGAGAGUAAAGGCAGCACCCACCGCAACCGUUACGUCCAACUCUACGGCUCUUGCCGCGGCCUUCACCCCAAAGCAGCACCACAGCGUCAAACUCCAAAACAAGCACCACUUGCAAAAGAAAGGCAAGAAGCCUCCUCCACCACCAAGUGGUUGUUCAGCCUGCAAGAAAAAAGCGGACUUUGAACCCAAGGUGGAGUGGGAGACGAGCAACUGCACCCACCGCCUGACCAAACCAGGGUAUCAGUCUCGUAGCAUGCUAGGUUUCCCGCUAAAGCAGGUGAAGGAGGAGCAACUGGAAACUGAACUGAGCCCAUACUACUGCUGCCCCCCAGAGGGUUCUGUGGAGUACUGCCACCGCUUGGCCUGCUUCCUCGGCCAGCAGCCGUACGGAGACUCCGAUGACCAGUCUCUAAACUCAGCCAUGACCCCCGUGAAGCCAGAGUGCCUAGUAACCUCGCCAUCUCUCUCACAUUCCCACCCACACCGAGCACUUGCCCUUACCCCGCAUCCAUGCCUCUGUACCGCUGACCACUGCUUCCCCGGCUACUACGUCCACAUCACCCACCCAACGCACACUGGACAGACUUCAGCAGCCCUAGCCACGCGACCUCUCAACUUCAGCUCCACCGGCUUGUGCCCCAGGCACAUUACCGGAUCCAAGCUCCUGGGGGGUCAGGUGUCGCACCCAUCCGGUUUAGGCCACCCCGCCUACUGCAACUCUGUGGCUUCCCCCUGUUACGGAGAUGCCUGCGGGAUCAGUGGCUACAGCUACAGAGCGCUGCCUCCAGUGACGGCCAGCGGUUGUUCUUUUAGUGCAGGAUGUACCGGAUGUACGCACAGCAUCAAGACAGAGGCUUACACAACCCCACAGGGCGACCACAGCCCUUCCCUUCUGGUUCCCCCCACCAUGCCAAUCGCCCAGUGUCCACUGUCCGGUGUGCCCACUUCCACACAGACUAAAAGCCGCCUGCUGACCCCUCUGUCUGGCCUAGAUCAGCCCCAGGCCAUGUUAAAGCUAGCUAAGGAAUGCCCUCAGAGUACAAAGGCCUCCAACGGCUCCUCCGUGGGCCACACCCGGCUCCUGACGAAACAGGCGAUCUCGGUGCCCAGCCUCGGCAGCGGCAAGCAGAAGAAGAUCAGCCGCAGACGUGCAACGAACGGCUGGCGGCCUGUUGGCAUCCCCACAGACAGGGAGGUCUUUGUUGCGGGAGAAGAUGAGGCCGCAAUGCGGAGGUGUUACGAGGGAGUCGAACGGGACGGCGAAGUGAUCCGUAUCAGAGACACAGUAUUGCUGCGAUCCGGUCCCAGGAAGAAGUCCCUGCCGUAUGUUGCCAAGAUAUCAGCAUUGUGGGAGGACCCCAAAACAGGAGAGCUGAUGAUGAGCCUUUUCUGGUACUACAGACCCGAGCACACCCAGGGAGGCCGAGAUCCCAGAGCACACUGUGAGAAUGAGAUUUUCGCCUCUCGGCAUCAGGAUGAAAAUAGUGUGGCCUGCAUAGAAGACAGAUGCUACGUUCUCCCUCUAGCCCAGUACUGUCGAUUUUGUGCCUUGGUGAAGCGGCGUGCCGAAGGCGCCCCACCUGGCAGGGCCAGCAUGGUGCCCUUCCGGCCCGACUUCGCCCCUCCCUCCCACCGCUGCGUGCCCAUGGACGUCGACCCCGAGCUGGUGUACCUCUGCCGGCACGUCUACGACUUCCGAUACGGACGCAUCUUGAAGAACCUGCAGUAGAGCGGGAGCCUCCCCCGUCUCUCCCCCGUCGUCGCACCUUUGAAUCAGUCGUCGCAAUCGUCCACCUUCGCAGAGGAGGGGCAGCUGAAGGACUGAAGACCUCCACCUAACCCCCGUUCGCGAUCAGUGUGAAAAGCGGGGUGACUGGGGGGUGGGAGGGGUUGCAUGUACACAUUAUGAAGCACAGAUCCCUUUAGUUACAUACUUAGAAGUUAGAAUGUCUUAGGGAAUCUCAGCUCAGUCAGAGAGCUAAACUCCAUCCAGCCGCUCAGAUUUUCCCCACCUCGCCUUCCCAGCCAGAAAUGCCGAGCGCCAGGUCGAGCGGCGCGCCGGUCAGAACCGCGUCUCCUCCCUCUGAAGCACGUUAGCGCAACAAUCAUGUUUGUUCCGUUUGAGAGCCACCGGCGCAGCGACGGUCCGGCACGCCGCUCCGAUGCUUCCAGGGAAACACGAGGCCGGCCCUGUCAGCUCCGCGUUAACGCCGCUCGACAAGCAUGGGUGAAAGAGCAGCUAAUGGAGAGUGUCAUCCUUUCUCCCCUGAUUUGACUCUGCACAUCGUGCGUGUGUGUGUGUGUGUGUGUUUGUGUGUUGAGUGUUAUUGCUGAGGUUAAAUAUAGUGACAUUUAGGAGGCUUCUAGGUAAUCAAACCAAGCAAGAAAGUAGCUUUAGAUGAAGUGGAGCGGGUUUCUUUUGUUGUUGUUUUUUUUUCCUCCCGCUGAAUUGAACAUUUUCACAUCGAGCAACUGAUUGGGCUUGAGGGCAAAGAUCACCUUGUAUUCCUGAUAACAUAUGGUUAUUACUUAUAUGGUGAGAAAAAAUCCCAGUCAGUCGAGUUUGUUAAUCGACUGACUGAAGAAGAAGCGUGUUGUGCUUAUUUGAGGUAAAUAGCGAGACCACGCUGAUAUCAGGCUGCACAUGACGACCCAUGUUUUGACUUUAUGCACGUAAUAUAAUAGACCAGAAAGCAGAAACAGUACCUUGCAAAAAUAUUCAUUCCCCUUAAGCAUGUUCCUGUGUUACAAACCACGGAUUUUAAUGUAUUUCAUGCUGGUUUUAAUGCGUUAGACCAACACAAAGUUGCACAUAAUAGAAAAGCUGUCAUGUAAAUGUAGUUUUUUUACUAACUAAAAAAACAGCAGCAUGUACUCCUGGAUGUUUGCUAAUAUUUUGUUUUUUUUGUCACUUUUCCUUCUUUCCUUCAUUUGUGGAUCAGCUGACUUUCAGUUCAACCAGAUGUGUUUGGAAAGCAAUUUGUUCCAGGGCGUUGAAUACAAAUGGUCAACUUUUGAGAUUUCGGUUGUGAGAUAAAUUUGACUUAUUUGGCACUACUGCGUGUUGGUCUUUCACUUACAAUCAACGUUCAGCACGUCUAAGGUUGUGGUUGUGACGAGACAUAAAAUUUGCGAAUACUUUUGCACCGUACUGUAUUUCAGUUCCUUUCCAGUCUCCACGUUUAGGGCAGUUUUCAUGUCGCCAACUCGCGCCCGAUUCCUAAUCCCUGCAGCCCGUUCAGGAGGAACCAGAGGACGUGGCGCAAAUUUGAACGCCCCGAAUCUCCGUCUCGUCGUCAGCACUUGUCCCCAUGUUUUGUUGCACUAAAACAAUCCCUCAUGAAAACACGCGAUCACCUCUUUGUUUCGUAUUGGAGCUGCUGAGACAUUGGCGGGACGUGAAAGACGGGGCUUACUGUAGCGCAUUUGUUCGGGUGUUUUUAUUGCGAAGGAGACCUUACGGAUGUAACGGUUUGUGCAAACUGUUCGUUUUGAUGAGUCCAGAGACCAGAGACGAGUCGACCAACAUGUUUGCCAUGGCAACUUGACGCUCUUUGUACUGGAUGAAAUCAGAAUGGAUCUAGAGUCAUUCCUUUCUCUUUUCCCCCUCACAUAUAAUCCUAUAAAUACUUGGUAUAUAUUUAUGUAUGUAUUCACACUGUUAAUGUGACUAGAUGUGCAGAAGGCUUCAGGAUUCAGUCCUGUCUUGCUGUGCAGGCAAUCGUAGCACUGUGAUAGAUGUGUGACUGGACUGAAGGGGUGUUUCCAUGCUUUCAGAUGAAGCUUUUGCCGAUUACAAACCACGCGCCCUCUCAUUGCCUCCAAACCUGCCACUUUAUUCCCCGUCGGCGUGCGUUCGAGUUCCAGCUGUAAAAGAUCCCCACUCUCUGAAGCCAUCUUUAUCCCCCACCCUCUUCUAUUUGAAGUGCAUCAAAACUAAAUCAAACCCUACAUCUCCUUCUUUUCCCCGCUGGAGUCUUCAAAAGGACAUGGAUAUAACUAUACAUUACAAUUCCUCCUCCUCCUAAAGAAUAUUUUAUUAUGUCGAUUUGCUAAGAUGGCACAUGUAAUAUAUUUUUUAGAAUUACUAUUUUUGAAGAAUGAACUUAAGAAAUCUUGACAAAGUAUAUGCAUUGCUUUUCUUUUCUUUUUUUUGUCCCAGUAGAUAUCGGGUCGGUCUAGAGUCGAUGUUUGACCAAACAAAAAAGAAAUAUAAGGAGAACAUAUCUAAACCCCAGGAAGCACGGGGCAAUCUUUAAACAAGCAGACAGCCAAUGCAGUGUAGAAAUUAUUAUUAUUUUUCCCUUGCAAGAUCUGUAAUAAUUAUAUUUAAAGUAUAUUUAAAUGGAGAAAACAAUUGAAUAUAUUAAGAUGUCAGUUUUAAGUUAUUUGGGACUAAUUAUGUAGAUCCUGCAUAUUUGUGCUUCAGGAUAGAAAGCAGUUUUUUUUGUUUAUUUGUAAUCUUAGAAGCUUAAUGAGGUUUAAUAGCAGAAACGUAACCGUAGGUUGGCUUCGUUGAGACCAGAGCAAUUUUCGCCGAAAGCACCUUCGCUCUGGAGGAGCUCCGUUCGGUUCCCGAGUGGCCGAACGGAAACCGGACCGACCUUGACGGGACAGUUCGGGACUUUUUCUAACUGAGGUUCUGUAAAUGUUACGAGCAGUUCAUAUCUUGCGACCUUCAACCUAUCCCUAUUCCUUUAGGCGUGUAGUUUGGGAGAAGCGUCACCGGAGCUUUCAUUGACGAGCUGAAGUCAAAAUGAGACAAACAGGGGACAGGAAGUUCCUCUGAGGUCCUAAGCUGAAACCAGAAACCCUGGUGCAAAUGGUUAGAUGUCACUUGCAAAAAAUGUAAAGUAUUAUUGGAUGUAGGCUGACAGUAUUUCAAAACGGUUGCCCUUUAAACUCUACAAGGAGCAUCCCUUUUUGUUUUGUUCAGGUUAAUUGGUGGAUUGGCAUAGAGGAAACAUUAUGCUAACGUUAGCAUAAAUUAUAUUAUCAUGUUGGCUUUCACUAGCUCCAUGGCUAGCAUUAACUCGGCCCAUUCAGCAAGUCAGCUUUUGCUUUAAAGUCAAAAUUAGCAUUUAAGCUAAUGCUAGCUUAAUCAUUAAUCAUAAAGAUGUCUUUUUGCCCCCUAGUGGUCAGGCAAAGCAAGAUUACAGAUGCUGUCACACCAACGUCCCUUAUCUGUUCGCAGGCCAGAUGCAGGCGAGGAAAGCUCAGACAGCCAUGUGCUCCCCUCACUAGUGCUGGCCAGCCUUGCAAAACGCAUGGACUUAGAUAGCCUGCUGUCAUUCAAUAACCUAAUCAGCCACAGGCUAUUUGCAUGGAGACAGUUGUGUCCUUAUUUCCAUGACAACAAGGUUGGGCAAGCACUCAGGAAUAAGAAGUUUCAGCGAUCUAUGAUGUGAAACACUGAGUAACCUUCGCUGAUGUGUGUGUGUGUGCGUGCGUGCGCUUGUGAGUGCGCGUGUUCGCUCCAUUAGACAAAAGCACCCGACCAACCUGUGAGAUUCAGCUUUCUCUGUGGCCUGUAUUGAUGCUUAUUGUUGGCAUAUAUUUUGAUAUAUUUGGAAAAUGUGGGAUAUACAGUUUAGAUAUUUUUGGAGUAGAAAGAGUUAUGUGUAUCAGAUCACUGUCACUUUGUCAUGCUCUCUGAAGAUUUCUUGGAUUUUUUUUAUUUUAUUUUAUUUGAAAGACUAUAUCAUCCUAACUGAUUUAAUGUAAUGUUGAGAGAAUAUUUAUAAAAUUUAAGUCCUUUGUGAAAAUGGUGACUGCGUUGUUU